Molecule: messenger RNA, 1008 nt
Organism: Spinacia oleracea (spinach)
Lineage: Eukaryota; Viridiplantae; Streptophyta; Magnoliopsida; Caryophyllales; Amaranthaceae
Exons: 4
Coding region: 1-1008 (335 amino acids)
Source: RefSeq, a predicted model, not a curated record
AUGUUCAAUCAACCGUUCGCUAGCAGCAGGUGCCUGGAGAAGCAGACAAGCGACUUAUACCGAGUGAUCCAACGCCCUGACGAACCUCUGAAGGACUACAUAGCCCGGUUCAUCAGGGAGAAGGUUACUGUUCCUGAAUGUGAUGUCCCGACAGCUAUCGAAGCGUUCAGGCAAGGAUUGUAUGGCGAAACCAACCUUUGGAGGGAUCUAAUCAAAUACCCCUGCAAGACGUUUGAGGACGCUCAAGCCAAAGAAAUGACCCAAGUAAGGUUGGAAGAAACUCUCCAUUCUCGGAAAGGGGGUAAUGACUACUCGAAGACGGAAAGACAAUUGCCCUAUCCCAAGAGAAGCAAUGAUCGCCCUGCUCCUUAUUCCCGACCUCAACACAUGGGGAAAGCAACGCAGUGGCCGCCGAAAUCUAGCAAACCCGAGUCGAAGAAGGAUCAUUCAAAAUGGUGUGAUUUCCACGCCGACAUCGGUCACACCACCAACGACUGCGUCGCGUUGAGAAGAGAAGUGGCCUAUCUGUUGAAAAAUGGUUACCUCAAGGACGUCAUGUCGGACAAAGCUCGCGCGAAGAGGCAUGCCCGAGAGAACGAGAUAGACAGACCGGCCCGAGCCGUAGCCGCAAAAUAUCUAACCCCUAUAUCUUUUGAUGAAUCUGAUGAAGGAGAUAUCUCGGAUAAACAUCAUGACGGCUUGGUAAUAUCCAUUCCUGUUGGGAACUGCAUGAUCAGACGAGUCCUUGUCGACAACGGUAGCUCGACUAACGUGAUGAUGCUCGACGCCCUCAAGGAAAUGGGGCUCAACCCGGAUACAGAUGUCGUUAAAAAGUCCACCGUGCUAAUAGGGUUCAGCGGCGAAGCAAAGACUACCUUCGGAGAAGUUACCCUACCUGUUUACGCUCAAGGAGUCAACCAACAAGAAAUCAAGGGGGAUCAGCAAGAGUCCAAGGAAUGCUACAAGGCAGCCCUAAAUCUCUCAACCACAAAUAAAUCCUCAUUAUAG